AUGACUGAUUCCAAAUAUUUCACGACGACCAAAAAGGGUGAAAUAUUUGAGUUGAAGUCGGAGCUGAACAGUGAGAAGAAGGAACGAAAAAAAGAGGCAGUGAAAAAGGUCAUAGCAUCUAUGACUGUCGGGAAAGAUGUCAGCUCUCUCUUUCCUGACGUUGUCAACUGCAUGCAGACAGACAAUUUAGAAUUGAAGAAAUUGGUCUACCUGUACCUUAUGAAUUAUGCAAAAAGCCAACCUGAUAUGGCGAUUUUGGCUGUCAAUACGUUUGUUAAGGACUGCGACGAUCCCAAUCCACUUAUCAGGGCACUAGCAGUUAGGACGAUGGGAUGUAUCAGGGUGGAUAAAAUAACUGAAUACCUCUGUGAACCUCUGAGAAAAUGCCUGAAGGAUGACGAUCCAUAUGUUAGGAAGACCACAGCCAUUUGUGUGGCUAAGUUGUAUGAUAUAAAUGCUCAGCUUGUUGAAGAUCAGGGCUUUCUUGAUACACUAAGAGAUCUUAUUUCUGAUUCAAAUCCUAUGGUAGUGGCUAAUGCAGUAGCUGCCAUAACGGAGAUCAUGGAAAACCCAAACAACACCUCACACAUAAUUGAAUUCAACACACAGACAAUCAACAAGUUAUUGACAGCUCUUAAUGAAUGCACUGAGUGGGGCCAGGUAUUCAUUCUUGAUGCCAUUUCAAGUUAUGAGGCUAGAGACGAGAGGGAAGCUCAGAGCAUUUGUGAGAGAGUUGCACCUAGAUUGGCUCACGCAAAUUCAGCUGUUGUUCUUUCUGCUAUCAAGGUGAUAAUGAAGUUGAUGGAGAUGAUGGACCCGGGCAGUGACAUGUCAGUCAUGCUCAUCAGGAAGUUAGCUCCGCCCCUGGUUACUCUUCUGUCAGCUGAAGCUGAGAUUCAAUAUGUAGCGCUUCGCAAUAUUAAUUUAAUCGUUCAGAAAAAGCCAGAAAUCUUGAAGAAUGAAAUGAAAGUAUUCUUUGUUAAGUACAAUGACCCCAUAUAUGUCAAGUUAGAAAAGUUAGACAUCAUGAUCAGACUGACCAGCCACUCUAACAUUGCUCAGGUUCUCGCUGAGCUCAAAGAGUACGCCACAGAAGUGGAUGUUGACUUUGUCCGAAAGUCUGUGAGAGCCAUUGGCAGGUGCGCCAUCAAGGUGGAACAAGCAGCCGAACGAUGUGUCGCCACUCUGCUUGAGCUCAUCCAAUCAAAAGUUAACUAUGUCGUACAGGAAGCAAUCAUCGUCAUCAAGGAUAUCUUUAGGAAGUACCCCAACAAAUAUGAAGGAAUCAUAUCGACAUUGUGUGAGAACUUGGAUACUUUGGACGAACCUGAAGCUAGAGCUUCAAUGAUAUGGAUAAUCGGGGAGUAUGCUGAACGAAUCGACAAUGCAGACGAUUUGCUGGAGAGUUUUAUUGAGGGAUUUCAUGACGAGAACACUCAUGUCCAACUUCAACUUUUGACGGCCACUGUCAAACUCUUCCUCAAAAGACCGUCUAAUACCCAGGAGUUGGUACAGCAGAUUUUAAGUUUGGCUACUCAGGACAGUGACAAUCCUGAUCUGAGGGACAGAGGCUACAUCUACUGGAGGCUACUCUCGGCCGAUCCGGCAGCUGCGAAGGAGGUGGUCUUGGCCGAGAAACCCUUGAUCUCCGAGGAGACCGACCUCAUAGAAGGCUCCUUACUUGAUGAGCUCAUUUGCCAUAUUUCCAGCUUGGCGUCUGUCUACCAUAAGCCUCCCAACACGUUUGCCGAGGGUCGGAAUGGUGGGGUUGGGUUCAAGAGGUCCCUGCCUGCCAGGUACAACUCUCAAGACGACAGUCCAACGCAGGAUAUGACGUCAUCGAACGCUGCGAACAACUACAACAACCAACAGCAGCAACAACAACAGAUGGCUAAUGUACAUUCUGAUAACUUAAUUGGAGACCUUCUGGACAUAAACAACUCCAAUAAUAGCUACAUUCCACCCAAUCAACAACAGCAACAACAACACAUAAGUGAUAAUAUCCUUGACCUACUUGGAGAUCUUGGUACUCCUACGCUGAUCAACCAAUCUCCAUCCAUCCAUCCAUCAUUCAUUCCCGGCUUGGAAACGUUUCAAUCAUUGCCAGCCAGCAGCCAAACUCUAUCGUUAUUAAUUAUUAUUUCCAAUUUAUUCCAGGUAUGGUUAACAGUAAGCAAGGGUAAAGGAUUGGAAAUAAGUGGGAGUUUCGCCCGAAGGAAUGAGAUAAUUAGCAUGGAUAUGACGUUCAAUAAUCAAUCCAGUCAACCUCUACAUGGAUUUGCCAUUCAGCUGAAUAAGAACAGUUUUGGGAUAGUACCCUCCCAGCAAAUCAACAUCUCCAACCCUUUGGCCCCCUCUCAAUCCACAUCAAUAUCUCUCCCACUGAACACCAACGGUCCUAUGCAGCAGAUGAAUCCACUGAAUAACCUUCAAGUUGCCAUAAAAACGAACGUCGAAGUUUUGUAUUUCAGCUGUUUGUAUCCGAUACACAUUUUAUUCACUGAAGAUGGCAGAAUGGACAAGAGGACGUAUCUGGCUACUUGGAAGGAAAUACCGGUAAGUGAUGAGGUUCACCAUGAAGUCGAUGGGGGAAUGCUUCUAACGUCUGAUAAAAUACAAGAGAAGUUAGAACGCGCAAACGUUUUCACUGUAGCAAGGAGGAAUGUAGACCAACAGGAAAUGCUCUACCAGUCUAUCAAACUGACCAAUCAGGUCUGGGUUCUCAUCGAGGUCAAGGUCGUCGCUGGGGUCAUCAAUGUAUCAAUAAAAUCACGAGCUACGGAAGUUUAUCCAUAUAUCCAACAAUCCUUUGAUAUCAUCUUGAAAGCUUGAUACUCUGAACAUUACCACUGUAGUUGAUACUAUAGGAUUGAACACUAUACUGCAAUGAUCACAGUACGAAUGAUAGUGCUUCUACUACUUGUGAAUGAUACCGUUGAAUCAUCAUGAUACUAUCGAUAAUGAUAUUAUAAAUAAUACUAAAAUAUAGAUACGAACGUACGUUGUAUGUAGAUUAGAUAUGUGUAAUGUCUGUAUUGCUCAGACAUUAAUGUCUGUAAUGUCAUACUCCAAAUCGAUCGAAAACUUAACCUGUCGUUUUUGUAGAAUCAAAUGUUCAUUUCAAACAAAUCUCUCUAAUUCUUGCUUUGAAAAGAGAGAGAGAGAGAGUUAAUUUUUCCCGAUUUGAAUAACUGUUUAUAUUAUUCACUUAUACAUAUACGUGCCCAAGUGUAUGUGUUAAUAAUAUUCAUUGCAUGUGUGUAUAUUUACGCGUGUACGCUUAGACGAUGUGGAAAUGAUUCGGAGGAUUGGCGCAUCUCAUGAUUGAAAUAUUAUCGCAAACAAAAUCAGUGCCACGCGCGAAAAAGUUAUUUCCGCAAUUUUUGUAGAUGUAUCAAUCGAUACAUACAUACGUACACACAUAUAUAUUGUGUGUGUGUAUCCAUGGCUGUAUCAUUUAAAACACUGGAAAAUGAACAAGUACCAGUUAGUGAAUAAAAAAUUUGUGUUUUUCGUUGCGAUAUCAACACAUAAAAUCUAUUAUAUUUAAAAAAUUAUUUGUAAAGUAGCAUCUCCAUUAUAAAAAGGUGGUGAUAUUGUUAUAUUAAUGGUUGAUGGACGAAAUUGGUAGCAACGAUGAUACUCGGAGUCUUUGAUUGAAAUAAUAGUAAUGAUGUUAACAGAGUCGACGACGAUGAUGAUGAUAGUACUGAUGGAGAUGACGUCAUCAUCAUUUGAUUGACGCUUCGAACUGAACCAGUCUGGCAGUGACGUCGGCGGGCAUUCUGUAGGGCAUGGAGCCACAAAAGGACACCAGACAAUGCAUCUCGUAUCUGUACCUCCUC
Messenger RNA from Helobdella robusta, 3845 nucleotides. RefSeq lists its product as hypothetical. The record is from RefSeq and is a predicted model, not a curated record. The coding region runs from base 1 to 2832 and encodes 943 amino acids. The transcript is spliced from 20 exons. Lineage: Eukaryota; Metazoa; Annelida; Clitellata; Rhynchobdellida; Glossiphoniidae. Gene Ontology annotation, biological process: vesicle-mediated transport; intracellular protein transport. Gene Ontology annotation, molecular function: clathrin binding. Gene Ontology annotation, cellular component: clathrin adaptor complex; membrane coat.